Messenger RNA from Pungitius pungitius (ninespine stickleback), 3819 nucleotides. RefSeq names its product cAMP responsive element binding protein 3-like 2 (gene creb3l2). Bases 456 to 2114 code for a protein of 552 amino acids. NCBI's taxonomy places the organism in Eukaryota, Metazoa, Chordata, Actinopteri, Perciformes, Gasterosteidae. The record is from RefSeq and is a predicted model, not a curated record. Gene Ontology annotation, molecular function: DNA-binding transcription factor activity, RNA polymerase II-specific; cAMP response element binding. Gene Ontology annotation, biological process: regulation of transcription by RNA polymerase II. The transcript has 12 exons.
CUUGUCGGGUUUAUUUUGGCCCGUUUCUCCGUGACUCCGCCCCGCGCAUUCCUGUGCGUCUGGGCAGUGAGGAAGAGGAGGAGGAGGAAGGGGAGGAGGAGGAGGAGGAGGAACGAGAGCCUGCAGAAGGCUUCCCGAGACGAGAUGAUUACCAACAACAACAGCGUCAACACCUCACCUCUCUCCCGACUCUCCUUUCUUUUAUUUCUACUUUGACAAGUUGUUGGAAACUUUUCGCUUCUUCCUCUUUCUUUUUUUUGCAGGAGGGGGGGCGAGUUUUUAAGUUUUCAGCCCGACUGCAUCGCCGCCCUUUACUUUUCUUUUUUUUUUCCUCUUUUCUUUUCUCCGGCUAAAAAACACAAAAACAAACCGGCCAGAAGCCCAGCGGGUGCGCGUGUGUUGUGUGUGUGUGUGUGUGUGUGUGUGUGUGCUCGCGUGUGUGUGCGCGUGCCACCAUGGAGAUCCUGGACGGUAGUGAACCGUUCCUGCACUGGGACCGGAACCUCAGCGAGCUGUCCGAGGCCGGAGAGAUCGACCGUGUGCUCUACACCAAUCACUUCUCCGAGCUCCUGGACGAUCUCUCCCAGGAUGCUUUGCUGGGCCAGCUGCUCAGCGACCCCUUUCUGUCGGGGGGGAGAGGCGGAGCGGAGGCCAUGGAGGGGGAGGACGGCGGCGACCUGUCCCCGUCCUCCCCUCUGCCCCCCCACAUCACGGCCGAGCACAGCUACUCGCUCUGCGGGGACAGCCGGCCGCAGUCGCCCCUGUCGCACCUGACCGGAGAGCAAGGCAGCGACGCCGAGUCCGAUGGGGACUCCGCCGAUUGGCCCAUGGAGCAGGAGGACGCCAUCGACAGCUUCCUGUGCGAGACUCCGUCCCUCCUCCCCGCCCUCUCCCUCUCUCUGGCCUCCAGCGACGGGGCCCGGGGCGCCGAGGGCCGCGCCGCCGCCCCUGCCGCCGCAGCCUCCUCCUCCUCCUCCUCCUCCCCCCCCCCGGCUCGGGCCGCGGCCGGCUUCAAGGUGAAAGAGGAGAACAUCAUCCCGCAGAUCAAGCUGGAGCCUCACGAGGUCGACCAGUUCCUCAAUCUUUCGCCCAAAGGUCUGGAGCCGCUGCAGAUGCCCCCCACCCCUCCCAGCUCCCACGGCAGCGACUCGGAGGGCAGCCAGAGCCCCGUGCACGCCCCCCCCGGCCUGUCCUGCCCCGCCUCCCCCGCCAGCCCUCCUCCCUCCCAGGCCGGCCUGAAGGCGUCGCCGCGCGCCGCCUCCUCCCUGUCCAACUCGCCUCUGUUGACCGCCGCUCACAAGCUGCAGGGCUCCGGCCCGCUGAUGCUGACGGAGGAGGAGCGCCGCACGCUGGUGGCCGAAGGGUACCCCGUCCCCACCAAGCUGCCGCUCACCAAGGCCGAGGAGAAGGCGCUGAAGAAGAUCCGCAGGAAGAUCAAAAAUAAGAUUUCGGCUCAAGAGAGUCGCAGGAAGAAGAAAGAGUACAUGGACGCUCUGGAGAAGAAGGUGGAGACCUGCUCCAACGAGAACCACGAGCUGCGCCGGAAAGUGGAAACUCUGGAGUGCACCAACAAGUCUCUGUUACAGCAGCUGCAGUCUCUGCAGGCGGUGGUGGCCGGUAAAGUCCCCAAAUCCUGCAGGAUGGCCGGCACCCAGACGUCCUCGUGCCUAAUGGUGGUCGUGUUGUGUUUUGCUCUGUUUUUGGGGAGUUUCUACCCGGGGGGGUUGAGUCCGUGUUCCAGCAUCACUGACAGCGGCCUCGCUUCCAAACAGCCGCCUGUAGAGGACUCUUACACAACCACAGUGAAGUCGAGGAAUCUGCUGUCGACCUUCGAGGACGAGCAGCCCCACCUCCUCGGCCUGGGCGGCGAGUACCCCGACCAAUGGGAGGAGACCACGGCCGUCGUCAUGGCGGCGUGGCGGCGCUCGGAGCAGCAGAAGGCGUCCGCGGAGCCCGGCGCCGCGGAGGCGCACGCGCCCUUCAGGAACGCCAGCGGCGACGCGGCGACGUCCAAAGACCUGCUGCUGGAGCUGCACAGGUCUCCGGAUCAGAGGACGAAUGAGAGCAGCAGAAAAGUGUUGGAGCUGGAGCGAAGAGUGAAGGAGACCUCCUGAGAUUUACGCCCCCCCCCCCCCCCCCCCCCAACACACACACACGCCAUGAUGACCUUUGACCUGCCCCCUGUAGAGCUGGUUCAGUGUCCUGGAGCAAACCUCAUACAGUAGUUUCCACUGCUGAUUGUUCCAUCUCUGCUUGAUCAGAUACACUGUAAUAAUAAUAAUAAUAAUAAUAAUAUUAAUAACGACGGUUGUCGCCUUAAGUGAAGUUGCACUGAAUAUUUUUUCAACUUGUUUCUAGCUUGACUCGCAUUGUGAUGAGUUGAAAUAGAUGUAUUGAACAGUGCAGCGUGGAAUCUAUUCCAGUGGAAAGUAUAUUAUGACAUUUGAGGCUUUUUACAGGACAUUGACGGAGAACCUUUGUAUUUAUAGAAGCUUUUUUAUUUUAUUUUCAUAAAAUUGUUGCUCUUUGUAGUUCAUUUGUUAUUAAAUGUUUUAUUUUCAUUCCAGCUUUCAUCCCAUUUUGAUAUGUGUUCAUAAUAUAUUUUCUUAUUUCAAUGUUCUCUUUUAAAUGUUAUAUAUUCUAUUCCGCUGACUCGAUAUUUCAUUUCAUUGAGGUUCUCAGUCAGUUCCUGCACUCACUUAAAAGAAAAGUUUCUUGGUGUUAUAAAGUCACAUUUGGGGUGUUUUUAGCUCAGUUAAUCAAUUUGCAGCUCAAAUUUUGCAUUAAUAAAUUCCCAAAAAAGUUAGCCUGUUAGCUUAGCAUUAAGACUUAGAUGGCCUUGCUCUGAUCAUUUUUACCAGCAACAAUGUAACCGCUGAGCUGCACCAUUUUCCUCAUUUGAGCUUCAUAGGUGCGAGGCUAGUUGUUCCCCUCCGUUUCCAGUAUCUAUGCUAAGCUAAGCUAAGCUAAUCUAAGCUAAGCACCAUCUUCACAUGCGGUUGUGCAAACGUGAGACCGGUAUUAAUCUUUUUUCCAUCUCACUGAUUUUUAUCCUUGAGUAUCAAACAGUUUCUUUGAGUUGUGCGCAGGAGCAGUGAUGCUUUUCACUGUCCUUGUUUUAAAAAAAACCUUUCUCCUUUGAAAUUGAAAAAAAAAUCCUAACUAUUUUUGUAAAUUUGAGUUGUGAAUAAAUGAGCAAGUCUUAAUGUGAGUGGGACCUGUAGUUUAUAAACCCAUCCAUAAUUCAUUCAGAGUGUAUUUGGGGAAUGAUGAACGUCGGGUUUAGUUUGUUAAUUACACAUCAUGGCUUUAAAAGUCUUAUUUGUUUGAAAGUGUAUUACACGUGUUGUUGUUGUUUUUGUAUUAUUAUUCCUGAGCUUUAUUGAAACAUGUUCUUUCAUGUGUGUUACAGACAGUUCACUUUAUUCUGCAUCCAGGUUGUAAAUACAAACGUCCCACCUGUUAAAAAAAAAAGUUAUUUAAGUCCAGAAACGUCAGGAAUGUUAUUUUGCAAACUGAGGUUGAAUCAAAGUGUUCAAAGGACCAGAAAACAACAUUUGCAUGUGUGUGUCUCAUAUUUCUUUGUGCAUCAAUCUGUGGAUCAAAGAUGUUCAUCCGUCUGGAUGCUUCAGUCUGUGCUCUGCAGCCACAGUUGAGUCAUAAAACGCAAGAUUUUAAGUUUAUUUACACGUCUCUUCCUGUGGAAACGAGCCUUCUUCUCUCCUUUCAGCUUUAAUUUCCGUGUUGCUUCACGUGAAGCCACUUCCGUCUCGAAUGAACCGAGUACUUUCUUCAGUAAAAGCAUAUUUUGCAAAACUC